This is a messenger RNA of Labrus bergylta (ballan wrasse), 2504 nucleotides long. Its product is annotated as heat shock 70 kDa protein 1-like. Lineage: Eukaryota; Metazoa; Chordata; Actinopteri; Labriformes; Labridae. Gene Ontology annotation, cellular component: cytosol; blood microparticle; plasma membrane. Gene Ontology annotation, molecular function: ATP binding; ubiquitin protein ligase binding; ATP-dependent protein folding chaperone. The record is from RefSeq and is a predicted model, not a curated record.
UGCCACAGAUAUAAAGCGGCGGGUCGUACAGCAAUCACAGUUACAGAAACAGACCAGACUACAGCGUGAGCAACAUACAGGACGGAGAAGAAGAUUACUUCGCUUUACAACACAGACCAUUCAGCUUCUAAUUGUGACCAUCAGCAGUAAAAAUGUCUUCAUCUGGAGGUGUAGCAAUUGGUAUCGACCUGGGCACCACCUUUUCCUGUGUCGGAGUUUUCCAACAUGGAAAAGUAGAAAUCAUCGCCAACGACCAGGGUAACAGGACCACCCCCAGUUAUGUAGCAUUCACUGACACAGAGAGGCUCAUUGGGGAUGCAGCCAAGAACCAGGUGGCUCUGAACCCCAGCAACACUGUGUUUGAUGCCAAGAGACUGAUUGGAAGAAAGAUGGAUGAUCCAGUGGUGCAGGCUGACAUGAAGCACUGGCCCUUCAAUGUGGUCGGAGAUGGAGGGAGGCCCAAAAUUCAAGUGGAGUACAAAGGUGAGAACAAAUCCUUCUAUCCUGAGGAGGUUUCCUCCAUGGUCCUGGUGAAGAUGAAGGAGAUUGCUGAGGCCUAUCUCGGUCAAAAGGUGUCCAGCGCAGUCAUCACAGUCCCGGCGUACUUCAACGACUCUCAGCGGCAGGCGACUAAAGACGCAGGCGUCAUCGCAGGACUGAAUGUCCUGAGGAUCAUCAACGAGCCCACAGCAGCUGCCAUCGCGUACGGUUUGGACAAAGGCAAAUCAGGAGAACAUAACGUCCUGAUCUUUGACCUAGGUGGAGGAACCUUUGAUGUGUCCAUCAUGACCAUUGAAGAUGGUAUCUUUGAGGUAAAAUCCACAGCUGGAGACACUCACCUGGGUGGAGAGGACUUUGACAACCGCAUGGUUAACCACUUUGUGGAGGAGUUCAAGAGGAAACACAAGAAGGAUAUUAGCCAGAACAAGAGAGCCUUGAGGAGGCUGCGCACAGCUUGUGAGAGGGCCAAGAGAACCCUGUCGUCCAGCUCCCAGGCCAGCAUCGAGAUUGAUUCUCUGUUCGAGGGCAUUGACUUUUACACUUCCAUCACCAGAGCUCGCUUUGAGGAGCUGUGCACCGACCUGUUCAGGGGAACAUUGGAGCCGGUGGAGAAAGCCCUGAGGGACGCCAAAAUGGACAAGGCACAGAUCCAGGACAUCGUCCUGGUGGGAGGCUCCACCCGAAUUCCCAAAAUCCAGAAACUGCUGCAGGACUUCUUUAAUGGCAGGGAACUGAACAAGAGCAUCAACCCAGAUGAGGCGGUGGCUUACGGUGCAGCUGUCCAGGCCGCCAUCCUAACUGGUGACAACUCUAGGAAUGUCCAGGACCUUCUGCUGCUGGACGUGGCGCCUCUGUCCCUGGGUAUAGAGACAGCUGGAGGAGUCAUGACAUCCCUGAUAAAACGCAACACCACAAUCCCCACUAAACAAACCCAGGUGUUCAGCACCUACUCCGACAACCAGCCUGGUGUUCUCAUCCAGGUCUAUGAAGGGGAAAGAGCCAUGACCAAGGACAACAACCUGCUGGGCAGGUUUGAGCUGACAGGAAUCCCUCCUGCUCCAAGAGGAGUCCCACAGAUCGAGGUCACCUUCGACGUGGACGCCAAUGGUAUUUUGAAUGUGUCCGCAGUGGACAAAAGCACCGGCAAAGAGAACAGGAUCACCAUCAACAACGAUAAGGGCCGUCUUAGCAAAGAGGAGAUCGAAAGGAUGGUGCAGGAUGCCGACAAAUACAAAGCUGAGGACGAACUUCAGAGGGAGAAAAUUGUUGCCAAGAACUCACUGGAGUCCUAUGCCUUCAACGUGAAGAGCAGUGUGCAGGACGAGAACCUAAAGGGGAAGAUUAGUGAAGAGGAGCAGAAGAAGCUGAUUGAGAAGUGCGAUGAGACCAUCACAUGGCUUGAGAACAACCAGCUGGCUGAUAAGGAGGAGUACCAACACCAGCAGAAAGAGCUGGAGAAAGUGUGUAGCCCUAUCAUCAGCAGGUUGUAUCAGGGAGGAAUGCCUGCAAGCAGCUGUAGGGAGGAGGCUGGAUCCGCAGCCCAGGGGCCCACCAUUGAGGAGGUGGACUAAAGUGUCCUUUGAUAUGGACUCUGUGAUCUCUGGGACUUUCUGACAUUUAUCUGUAAUCUUCUCUAGUUGGUUUGGUCAUUUCUCUAUUUUUAUUGUACUCAAGAAACCAAAAUACAUAUCACACAUAUCUGUCGUACAAUACUAUUUUUUUUAACUGUCCUCCCUUUAAUCCUAUACAUUAAGAAUAUAGGCCUUGCUUCUUACCGUAAGAUGUUUUUAUCCUGUUUAACUGUAUUGUAUAAAAUGUAAAAAUUCUUAAAUUUGAAAUAUAUAUUUCAUAUUACCCAUGAAUGACUUAGUAAUAAAUGUGAAAAUGCAAAAGAAUCUUCAUGCAGUUUAGUUUCAUCCUUAUUGUUUUCACCCAUGUCUCCAAGGGUCAAAUUUCAAAAUAAUCUAUUUGAUUUAAAGUUAAGGAACACUGCUAAAUAUAUG